This is a messenger RNA of Triticum aestivum (bread wheat), 437 nucleotides long. RefSeq names its product EC protein I/II-like. The record is from RefSeq and is a predicted model, not a curated record. Bases 62 to 322 code for a protein of 86 amino acids. Lineage: Eukaryota; Viridiplantae; Streptophyta; Magnoliopsida; Poales; Poaceae. Gene Ontology annotation, molecular function: zinc ion binding. The transcript is spliced from 2 exons.
CUGCCGACUGAUAAUCUCCGGGAAGGAAAGGCGCCAGGCAACAGCUUCCGUGACCGUGACCAUGCCCUGCGACGACAAGUGCGGCUGCGCCGUGCCGUGCCCGGGCGGCGCCGCUUGCAGGUGCGCCGGGAAGAAGCAGAGCAGCGGCGGCGGCGGGGCGGUGCCGGUGAACCCCGCGGCCGUGGCGCACACCACCUGCACCUGCGGCGAGCACUGCUCCUGCAGGCCGUGCGCCUGCGGCAGGCUCGGCUCCGGCGACGGCGCCGGCAGGGCCGACUGCACCUGCGGCCCCACCUGCACCUGCGUCGUCUGCACCGCCUGAUCAACCCAUCCAUCGUACUCGUAGCGUACCGUGUGUCUGUUGCUUCAGAUGUACCACCAGUGUUACCUGCUCUGUUCAGUCUACUAAUGGCAUGAAUAAGAAUCCUUCAUCUUCA